AUGCAAACCUACCAAGGAAAUAAAAGAGUGAUGGCUACUUAUUAUGACUUGCCUUUUGAUCCCAGAACAUUGAACCUAGCUUUGCCAUUAAAGCUUCAAGGAACUAUAGAGGAGCCUUUACCUGCCCUUAAUACCUUGGCAAGAUCUCAGGGCCAGCCUCUUUAUUGGGGUGCUUCAAUGAGCAUUUUUCCAAAUUGUCCGGAAAAUCUGAGCUUUAACUGCCCUCAGCCUACUCAUCAGCCAAUGUUCAUGAAUGAUUUCCAGGCUAAACCUAAUGUGUAUCAAAUCGAAUGCAGCUCAAAAGGAUAUCCAGAAGAAUUCCCAGAGAUAUAUGAGCAGCAGAAAGAGACCUCAAAGCCACUAAACUUGGAGGAAAAUAAAACUUCAAUUUUGAGCAAUGAAAAGAAGGUAUGAAGAGUAAUUUUCAGACUUUUUUCUUCGAUGGUAUGAAACUGGUGUUGAUAUGAAUCUCCUGCUUUAAAGGCAUUAAGCUUGGAGACUUAA
Molecule: messenger RNA, 504 nt
Organism: Moneuplotes crassus
Lineage: Eukaryota; Ciliophora; Spirotrichea; Euplotida; Euplotidae
Source: the annotation of a GenBank genome assembly